GAGAGAUCUGAGGGAGUUCUGGGACUCGUAUCGGUUUGUAGGGUCGUGUCUCGGGUGCCAGCGAGGUACCUUCUCCUUGUGUCUGGCCUGACUGGCCUCGGGCACACAGUUCUGUAUGGACCAGAACCUAUAGAGAUGGGCCCUGCUCGAACUGGUUAUUUCUGCUGAGCAGCAGUGGCAGAGUUGUCCCAUCGCUGGCGCCUGCCCCACUCGCUUGGAGACAGUAAGAGAGGAGCCCGCCCUGCAGGGAGAAUGAAAAGGUCAAAGAAAGGAACUGACUCAGCCAUGGGGGGGAAGAACAAAAUCCCCUUGAGUGAGAGAAUCCUCAACGUCACACUGGAGAUUGUCUAUGUGCUGACAGGAGAGGACUAUGUUGUGAGCAAGCGUUCCAGUGCCAGGGUCGUACAGAGCUGCAGUGACUGUUUGUUGGACGGAUUCUGCCAGCGCCACAUUCCAACCGUGUCCCAUUCCUCCCGCUCCGUCUUACAGAAGGAAAAUGCACGAAAGGUCCUGGAACUCAUCUCCAACAUCUUCCACAUGCUGACUGAGGAGGUUGCCAUAAGGCACGAGGAAGCGGGCAACUACUUCUCCUCAGAGGAAUGGGACUAUUUAAGAGGAAACCACGUCUUUUACACAGAAGUAAUUAAGGAGAAUCCCCAGCAGCAGCCACUCCGCUCACCAGAUGAUGGAAAAGAAGAGACAAGCAGUAUUAGAUCUUGUAUGGAUGCAAAGGUAAUUUCUAACAAUAAAGCACACAAGAGAUGGAGCCAUACCAUGAGGGAAGAAGGAAAUCCUAUGGAUAAUCCUGCUGUGCAUGACCCAGACAGCCCUUUAUCUAAAUAUCCAAUGGCAUCAUGGGAAGGUGAGCAUUUGGCGUCCAGCACUGAUCCCCUUACAGGUCAGACACAGGGAAGGGAAGCGUCGCCACACAUCAGGUGGUGCAGCCAGAAUAACUGCUCUAUAUAUUAUAAAUCACUUGGCAGUAAAGAGACCUAUUCUUCAUGGGAAGAAGGAGAAAGUGCUAAGUGCUCCGUUAAACCACAUACAAAUCAGAUACAAGGGACAUCUAGUCCAGUCUUGGCAUCCAAACUACAUAAGGGCUCCAUUAAAAAGGAGUCGCCUUCAUGGGUCCAAGAAGAAUGUUCCAACUGCAGAAGUAACGCACUACCAGAACCACUACUAGAAUCUAAUACACCCAUUCUUCGUAAUAGGUCAUUAUCCAGUUAUAUUUCCAGUGGGAUUAAAGAGGAGUCUUCCUCAUGGGAUAGUUUGAGUUACACAAGCAAUCCAGCCACAGAAGCAGUGCAGAAAGCUGAUACGCCUCCUCCCAUUGGGGCCACCUUUCGUAAGAGGCCAUUACCCAGUUAUUUCUACAGUGAGAUUAAAGAGGAGAUGACUUCAUGGCAAGGAGUAGAGUGCUCAGAAUUAGCUACAGAACUAAUCCAAGUAACAGAUAUACCUGCCCCAAACAUCAGCCCCACUAAUAAUUCACCAACCAAUUAUAAAUCCAAUGUUAUUAAAAAGGCAUUGGCUUCUUGCGUAGAUGGACCUUUGAAUUACAGUUCCAGUACUGAUCCAAUAGAGGUAACGGAUACAUCUGCUCAUAUCAUUGGGUAUUCAAUCAAUAACAGGCUGGAGUGCAGUGAAUAUGCCACAGACUUGCCUUACAGAUCCAAUUGUGUCCAGUUAACUGCCCCAGCCAUACAGACAAUAUAUAACUAUGCUGAUAAACCUUCUCCUAGUGAUAGGGAAAUUGUCCGGAAUAAGAGGACUCCCAAGGGAAAGAAAAAGUUUGCUUGUUUGGAAUGUGGCAAAUGUUUCACCAGGAACACGACUCUUCUCAGCCACCAGAAGUGCCACACGGAAGGGAAGCAGCUAAUCUGUCCUGAAUGUGGCCUCUGUUUCCCUCACUACUCCGGUCUCAUCAGUCACCAGAAAAGCCACAGCGGGGGCAAGGCAUUCGCUUGUUCUGAAUGUGGCCUGUGUUUUACCAGGUACUCGAGUCUUGUUAGCCAUCAGAAGAAUCAUCCCAGAGAGAAACCAUUUACCUGCUCUGAAUGUGGGAAACGCUUUUCCAGGAACUCCAACCUUGUGAGACACAAGCGAAUGCACACAGGGGAGAAGCCAUAUUCUUGCCCCGAGUGUGGCAAGUGUUUCACUAGGAACGCAGCUCUUAUCAAGCACAUGACGGCUCAUGCGCUGGGAAAACUAUUUGCAUGUUCCCAAUGUGGAUUGUGUUUCACUAGGAGCGCAAGUCUUGUUAGCCACCAGAAAACCCAUGCAGGGAGUGAGCCGUACACUUGCUCUGAAUGUGACAAGUAUUUCACUAAUGAUACUGAUCUGGAACGGCACCAGGACAUUCACGCCGGGGACAAAAUCUUCUCUUGCUUUGAAUGUGGCCAGAACUUUACCCAUCACUUGAACUUUGCUGAACAUCUCAGGAGCCACACAGGGGACCAUGCUUUCUUCUAGGUUGGACCCUACAUGUGAAUGACCCCCACUCUGCCCUUUCUCUUGUCCAAUCCCUCGUGGCAAAAUGUAUUUGAUGCUUUCCUGCCAAUAGAGUGAGUAUGUUAGAGUUCUGUAUUGUUAUGGUCGCUUGCCAGUAGUAUUUAAUGAUACAUGAAUAGUUACAGUCCUACAGCUUAGUGAAAUACAGUUAUUUCCGAUGUUUCAUUAUGUAUUAAACCUCUAUUUGAGAAAA
Messenger RNA from Xenopus laevis (African clawed frog), 2704 nucleotides. Its product is annotated as oocyte zinc finger protein XlCOF22-like. The record is from RefSeq and is a predicted model, not a curated record. The coding region runs from base 253 to 2472 and encodes 739 amino acids. NCBI's taxonomy places the organism in Eukaryota, Metazoa, Chordata, Amphibia, Anura, Pipidae. The transcript is spliced from 6 exons.